AUGUCAACUGGAGAAAAGUUUGUAGAUCUUAGUGGAGAGCCCAGAGAAUUUGGUGUUGUCCCCGGAGUGGAGGAGGAAGCAUUAGGUGCCAGCAUGGAGGUGCCUCGAGCAUCCAUUGCUGCCGUUGUUCACGCACCCAAUGGGUUGUCCGAGCUGGGGGAGCCGAUAGCAGGCGAACCUGCUGUUCCUGUUGGGGGUGCAAGAUCCCAAGCAGUGGAGGAAACGCCAUUGGGCGCCCACGCUAUGCGUGGGGCAGCUGGGUGCAAUGAUGGGUGUGUAAGGCCAGCAGGUGCAGUUGAGGAGCGCAGAGGGGGUGGACAGCUGGGGCGUGUAGCAGUUGUGGAGGCGCCAUUCAUUCAGGCACUGGGCGCCGAGGCCACUAUGGCCGCGCUAAGAUGUCUUCUAUGGGUGCUAAGGAAAUAUUCUAGAGAUGCUGGCCGCUCGAAAGGAGGCGCUAGAUGCCGAUAUGGGUGGCCAUAA
Molecule: messenger RNA, 480 nt
Organism: Ilex paraguariensis (yerba mate)
Lineage: Eukaryota; Viridiplantae; Streptophyta; Magnoliopsida; Aquifoliales; Aquifoliaceae
Source: the annotation of a GenBank genome assembly